This is a messenger RNA of Lodderomyces theae, 720 nucleotides long. RefSeq lists its product as uncharacterized. The record is from RefSeq and is a predicted model, not a curated record. NCBI's taxonomy places the organism in Eukaryota, Fungi, Ascomycota, Pichiomycetes, Serinales, Debaryomycetaceae. The transcript has a single exon. Bases 1 to 720 code for a protein of 239 amino acids.
AUGUCACGAGCAGCAUCCACCCUGUCAUUCAAGUUACAACAGCCACCUCCAUUAUUCUCAUUGUGGGAUAUUCAUCCCAUCACACCCUCAAUGACUUCAUUCUGGAUCAAUGAUCAGGAAAAUUUGGCAUCACCUUCCUCCUCGUCCAACCUGAUUAGCAACUCGUCGUUGGUCUCCAAGCUGGGAAAUCAACAGCAGCAGCAGCAACAGCAGCAGCAACAGCCUGCAUCAACUCACCAGGCAUUUGAGCCGAAAUUGGACAGACAGCAAGCAGUGUACAAGACAUGCGAGGCCAAAUUGAAGCGAAUGAUGAUGGAGGAUGAGAACUAUUCAUUUAUUUUGAAUCCUUGUUGCGACAAGAUUGAUUGCAAGUUCGUCAAGAAUGCCAUUAUGAAGGAUUCGAGAACUAGAAACGUGAGUAGGGAAAGCGUUACCGCAUCGAUGAUUUCCAUAGAUUCGGAACUCGAGGAAUAUUUACCACAUAGAGUAGUUGAUGAAGGUUUCAACUUGGCUCCAUUACGUACAAGUUCUGUUGAAAAGGGCAUACAGGUCCAGCCGGCUGAGACCAAUGAUGAGGAUACGCAUCUGAUUUAUAAGGAUUUACUUGAUGAGCUUAGUUCAUCCAUCACCAAGGCCAAUUUCCAAGGCCAAUUUGAAGAUAGACUUGCAAGGUUGAAACACAUUGUGAGGGGCAGAAGAAACCACAAAACUAAAGUCUAA